Molecule: messenger RNA, 867 nt
Organism: Triticum turgidum subsp. durum (durum wheat)
Lineage: Eukaryota; Viridiplantae; Streptophyta; Magnoliopsida; Poales; Poaceae
Source: the annotation of a GenBank genome assembly
AUGGGACCGCAUCCAGCCACCGUCCCCUGCUCCCUCCGGUGCGGCGCCGCCGCCGCCGCCGUCCGGCGAUCCGGGUGGGCGCGCAGCGCCGGUUUCCUCGUCCGCGACGGCGGCCGUAGCAACGGAACCGGCGUGAAGCUGUCCUGCGUCGGCCCUACUGCCUGGAGCUACCCCCACAACUUCGACUCAGACUCGGAACCCAUGCCGCCUGGCCGUUGGUGGGGGGAGGCGCUGCUCGAAGAAGACGCCGAGUUUUUUCCUCUUGCCGAUUUCAUCCCAGUCGGACAGGGCAGGAAGGAGCUGGAUGCGAUAUGGCACGCCCUCGUCGCCGGCCCCCUCGAGUCCGUCCAGCUGACCCUGCGUGAGAUCCUGGCCGCCGGCAACCUGUUCCGCUGCCGCAGCUUCCACCUCGGCACCCUCUCAGGUGCUUUGCUGGUCGUUGCUGGGGUUUUCCAACUCUGCAAAACGUCACCCACCCUUUUCGUGGACAUUGUUCUUGGAUCUGUGUUCUACAAGCUAAGCGUUUUAUCCGGACAGUUGCAAAGGGAGGGCAAGUCAUUUAGCAUAUGUGCACGGAUACAGCUAGUCCUUCUGCUUAUUUUGUCUUUCAAGGAUAACGGUGCUUCUCAGGGCUUCUACCGCUUUCUUGUGGAAUCAAUCUGGUUGCUCAACAUUUAUGUGUAUCUCAUAAUGGCCUACGACGCGACCGUCGGCGUGAAGCAUGGCAGACUCGAGUGGCUUGGGGUCUAUAGAAUGCUGCGGAGGAAGGGUGGCCUGAUGAAGGUGCUGAAGCAUACCUUUCUUGAUAUUUUGGGAGGGAACAAGAAGCCAGUCUCGAUAAAAAGAAGGCACAGAAAGGGCCAGUAA